AUGUACCAGAAACUUCUCCUCGUUCCCCUCCUCCUCACCUCGGCUCUGGCCAGCCCUCACGAUGCCUCCUCGCACCAAAAGUUCCACCAGCUGAACGAGCGUGCUGCAUUCCCCAUUCCCGCCUCCAAGGGUAGCCAGACCUUUAAGGAACCUUACUACGUCAAGGGUACCUAUGAUGGUGGCAUGAAGACCUUCGGCCGUGGUGUCAAGUGUACCGGUCAGAAGGAGGGUGGCAACAAGGACGCUGUCUUCAUCGUCGCUGACGGCGGUAUCCUUCGCAACGCCAUCAUUGGUGCUGACCAGAUUGAGGGUGUGCACUGCGAGGGUUCUUGCACCAUUGAAAACGUCUGGUGGCAGGAGGUCUGCGAGGAUGCCCUCACCUUCAAGGGUACCGGCAACGGUGUCCACAAGGUCAUUGGCGGUGGUGCCCAGGGCGCCGAUGACAAGGUCAUCCAGCACAACAGCGGCGGCUCUGCCAUCAUCCAGGAUUUCACUGUCCAGAACUUCGGCAAGCUGUACCGCUCCUGCGGCAACUGCAAGAAGCAGUUCAAGCGUACCGUUCAGAUCAGCGGUGUCAAGGCCAGCAACGGCAAGACUCUUGUCGGCAUCAACCCUAACCUCGGCGACUCCGCCACCAUUGACGGCUGUGCUAGCAGCGUUAAGGAGAUUUGUGUCGAGUACCAGGGUACCGACAACAACGGCAAGGAGCCCAAGAAGGUUUCCUCCGGCGCUAGCAACACCUGCAAGUUCAAGCAGCCCCUGGCUAGCUGCUAG
Messenger RNA from Aspergillus bombycis, 774 nucleotides. RefSeq names its product pectate lyase. The coding region runs from base 1 to 774 and encodes 257 amino acids. Gene Ontology annotation, biological process: pectin catabolic process. The transcript has 2 exons. Lineage: Eukaryota; Fungi; Ascomycota; Eurotiomycetes; Eurotiales; Aspergillaceae. Gene Ontology annotation, cellular component: extracellular region. The record is from RefSeq and is a predicted model, not a curated record. Gene Ontology annotation, molecular function: pectate lyase activity.